This is a messenger RNA of Aspergillus candidus, 1204 nucleotides long. RefSeq names its product NAD(P)-dependent alcohol dehydrogenase. Gene Ontology annotation, molecular function: oxidoreductase activity. The coding region runs from base 71 to 1111 and encodes 346 amino acids. The record is from RefSeq and is a predicted model, not a curated record. NCBI's taxonomy places the organism in Eukaryota, Fungi, Ascomycota, Eurotiomycetes, Eurotiales, Aspergillaceae. The transcript has a single exon.
GUCCAGUCCAUCCCACGUGGAAAGCAAACAGACAGCUGCAACGUCUUCCUGAGUCUUGUUUGAGCGCAACAUGGCCGCCACCAACGUUCCCAAGGUGAUGCGAGCAUGGCAAUACAGCUCGGUCGCGACGACCAUCGAGAACGCCAUCCAGCUGAAGGAGCUGUCGCUCCCGCUUCCGCCCAGCGGACUGGGCAAUGACAGCAUUCUGGUCAAGGUCUACGCCGCCUCGCUCAACCCAGCUGAUUACAAGUUUCCCGAGCUCCCGGGCUUCAUCGCCCGCCGCAUCAUUCCCGUGCCGGCGACGCCACUGUUGGACUUCUCUGGCACGGUUGCGGCCGUUGGAGCGCAGGUCAGCAAUUUCCGCGUUGGCCAGCGCGUUUUCGGCAGGGUGGCCCCAACCAGCUGGGGCGCGCUGGGCGAGUACAUGGCUGUGACCUCCAAGGACGCCAUGGUCGCCGAGCUGCCGGAGAGCGUGAGCUUCGAGGCCGGCAGCGGCCUCAGCGUGGCGGCGCAGACCUCAUACCAGUGCAUCGCCCCGUACGUCCAGUCCGGCGACAAGGUCUUUGUCAACGGCGGCAGCGGUGGCACCGGCGUCUUCGGUAUCCAGAUCGCCAAGGUCCUGGGCUGUCACGUCACCACCAGCUGCUCAGGCCGCAACGCCGACUUUUGCCGCAGCCUCGGCGCCGACGAGGUCAUCGACUAUACCAAGGACGACGUCUCGGCCGUCCUCCGCUCCAAGGGUCCGGUGUUUAGCCUCGUCUUCGACACCGUCGGCUCCUCACCCGCCGACCUCUACACCGCCGCCGACGCCUACCUGAAGCCCACCGGGCGCUUCAUGCAGAUUGGCGCCGCCAUGAGCCUCGCCGGCAUUCGGAGCGUGAUGGGCCGCCUCCUGGUCCCCUCCAUCUUGGGCGGCGGCGGGCGCAAGAUCAGCCUGCCGACGACCAAGGACACCCCGGGGGAGCUUGAUCUCCUGGUUCGCUGGGUCGCUGAGGGCAAGGUCAAGGUCCCUCUAGAUGAGGUUUUCCCUUUUGACAAGGCACCCGAUGCAUUCGCUAAGUUGAGGACGGGCCGCGCGAGAGGAAAGAUUGUUGUCAAGAUCGUUGAUUAGAGCCACUCAUGGCCUGCGAAACGGGGGCUAACGUACGUCCCAACUGACCCGCUCACCCUUUUGGAUCCUAAUAACCAUGCUAAAAGGACUUGA